CUGCUCUCGAUACAGCGUCUUCGAGCUGUCAGGCAGGAUGCAACCUAAUCUUAAAAUUGAACCAUCCUCUGUCUGCCUUUUCUCCGUUCUGUCUCGCGCCGUUCACUCGUUUUGUCGCUCGUUUUCAGAAAACCACGCUCCCUUACGCGCUUGGACAUUCCGAGUCACUCCUUAAAACACCCGAAUUGAAGCAUCCCUCACUUGACUCGCGACGGAAGGAACACUUCGCAGUGAUAAGACGCCUACGAUGGCAAAUGAUGACGACGCAACCACGAGGGCGAGCCCAGCGCAAUUGAGCGGGGAGCAGGAGAGGGCGAAGACACAGAAUGGAACGGGCCAUCAGCAAACAGAGCGUGAAUCGCAGCAAGAUAGCGGCAAUGACUCGGCCCCGCCGCUGCCACCGAGGGCUCUUCCGCCUCCUCACCAAGCCUCCGUCAAGGCCCGGCCGCUACCACCACUGCCCGGCGCUCAUUUCGCACCUCUGCCGGUACACCUGCCACCUCAGCAGCCACCCGAUUUUCAACGCCCACGCUACCCCGGUUGGGAGAAGACGAAACUGGUGCUCCAAAGUGUAUCCCUCGUUGCGGCGGCAGUCAUAUUCGGCAUCGGUGUCGCUUUUGGCUACAACGUCGUCCGUUACUUCCCCCGCGACUACUUCCAGGUCGAGCUGGAAGUUGCGCUUUCUUUCGCUCCGGCUGGCGCUGCGAUUGCGAUAACCGCACUUGACUUCCUUAAGCGAUAUACCUCCAAGCGACAAUACGGCCUUCAUCCGGGGGCUCUUGUCGCUUUUCAUCUCAUUACCUGGCUUGUCGCGGUUGCGGCUGUUACCAUCGUUGCUAUCUAUGUGUCAGACGAAGAGUACAACUACAGUAGCUAUGAUUACGAUUCUGACGACCAGCCAGUCGACGAGUAUGCUCGCCGCUUCGAGCAGAACAUGUAUUUCCAGAACGUUCUGCUCGGAUUCGACUGUGUCCUUCUCUUCGUCCACUUUGUCUUGUUCGUCGGCGCUUGUGUCGAGACAAACCGAGUUGAGAGAGCGAGGAAGCAGGUUGUGGUUGUCCAAGUGCCGUAUGGCGCCCCUGGGCCCUACCCCAACCCACAGUACCCUGUUUAUGGGUCACCGCAGUCAAUUGUGCCGCAGUCAAGGUCGCAGCCAGGACGGUAUCCGGGCCCGGUGAUGGCCCCGGUGCCGCGACAAGCGGGCGCGGGAACCGACCCGGCAUCGCCUCAACCGGCCGCUUUGUACGGAGGCUACUACGCACCUGCACCACCGGAGAUGGCUUGGACAGCCGCCCAACAGCAGUCUAAUCCCGGACUGUUGCAGGGUUACUACGCACCCGGCACUGUCCCCGCAGGGACGCCCAGUAAUUCUGCACGGCAGUCUCGGCGAGGGCCAUCGGCUUCCGGUGCCAUCAGCUCGGGGUCUCGACGGUCGCAAGCCCAGGCGGCGACUCCGGUUGAGGAGCAACACCAACAGCAGGGUCAAUCGGGCCAUGAGGGGACUGUUGCAGAGAAACCUACUUGAGGAUGAAGAUAUGCUGGAUACCAUGUUACAGGGGAGAAAUCUGGGACAAGAUCUUGAAGUAUCGGUGGAGUCCUUCACACCACUAUCAACUUGGAGCCUUCCUCCGAAAUCUAAUCUAAUCACUGGGGGCGUUCCGCGCGCCGCCUCGCUAACUCCUCUCUUUCUCAAGCGCCAAGUUGUCUGACUGUGCC
Molecule: messenger RNA, 1716 nt
Organism: Chaetomium strumarium
Lineage: Eukaryota; Fungi; Ascomycota; Sordariomycetes; Sordariales; Chaetomiaceae
Exons: 2
Coding region: 248-1525 (425 amino acids)
Source: RefSeq, a predicted model, not a curated record